AUGUCGUCGCAUCUCGAGCCACCCACAGUCACAAUGAGACCGCCGCCCUCCCAGACCCCAGACUUGCCUGUGUCGCCACCUCCCUCCCGGCUCGGACGCGCGGUAUCGCCAGAUAUUUGCCCUCGGGACGAAUCAGGAGAGAGGAAGGAGGAGAUGGACAGUGCGAGGAGGACAAGGACAGCGUCGGAGGAUGCGGGGGAGCGCUGCACGUCGGAGGACCGCGACGGCGAGGGACGGCUGCGGCAGAGGAAGCGGGAGCGGACGAAGCAGCCGCGCUGGCGGAAGUUCGCGGCGGACUGGAAGCUGUGGAUGUCCCUGGAGAACUCGGGGAGCGUCGCGCGCGACCACCUCGCGUCCGAGCGGACGUUCCUCGCGUACGCCCGCACGAGUCUUACGAUCGCGUCUACGGGAGUCGCAUUGGUGCAGCUCUUUACGCUGUCGGCGGCGACGACGGACAAGAACCUGGAACGCUUCGCGCGGCCGUUGGGAGCGGUGAUGAUCAUCCUCGGACUGUACACUCUGGUCGUCGGGGUCAUCCGCUACUUCAUGGUGCAGGACGCGCUCAUCCGUGGGGUAUAUCCCGUCGCGCGCAUAAGCGCAGGUCUGCUGUCGUUCAUGAUGCUCGCGCUCGUGAUCGUGGUAUUCGUCAUUAUCCUCAUCGCGACUCCGAGGUGA
This is a messenger RNA of Trametes versicolor FP-101664 SS1, 675 nucleotides long. RefSeq lists its product as uncharacterized. Bases 1 to 675 code for a protein of 224 amino acids. Lineage: Eukaryota; Fungi; Basidiomycota; Agaricomycetes; Polyporales; Polyporaceae. The transcript has 2 exons. The record is from RefSeq and is a predicted model, not a curated record.